This is a messenger RNA of Closterium sp. Naga37s-1, 696 nucleotides long. NCBI's taxonomy places the organism in Eukaryota, Viridiplantae, Streptophyta, Zygnematophyceae, Desmidiales, Closteriaceae. The record is from the annotation of a GenBank genome assembly.
AUGGACGGCGUUGAUGCCGGUGGCCCGGCUGAUGCCGGAGGUCAUCGCGAGGGGAAGAAACCAGUGGCGUGUGGCGACGCGGAAGGCGGCGGCGCGGCGGGCAGCAGCGCUCCCGCCGCGUCUGGCGCUGUCCUCUUACAAGGCGACUCGCGAACAAGCUUAGGCGUGAACGAGGGCGAUCUGCUAGUGAUGGGCGCACCAUCAGCAUCAGAAGCAGCGGAAGCGGCAGCAGAGGCGGCAGCAGCGGGCAUCGGCGACAACGGCGUGUGGGUGAGCGCGCUCACGUACUGCCCGCACGUGCUCUCCCCUGACGCAAAGCUGCUGCCCCCGCACUCCGUUCCGCCCUUCGACUCACUCUGCCACAGUUGCAAGGACGGCACAGAGAACUGGGUGUGUCUGACGUGUGGAGUGGUGGCGUGUGGGCGGUACGUGGGCGGCCACAUGCUGCAGCACGUCACUGAAACAGCCCACCCACUGGCUGCUGGCUUCAGGUGCGUGCCUCCUCUCCUCUGUGCCUCUCACGAGGCUUCUCUGCCCCUCCCCUGCCCCUCCCCUGCCCCUCCCCUGCCCCUCCCCUGCCCCUCCCCUGCCCCUCCCCUGCCCCUCCCCUGCCCCUCCCCUGCCCCUCCCCUGCCCCUCCGCUUGACCUCUUAUUGGCCUAUCCUGUGGCUCGUAUGGGCUAUGUUGGGCCUCUAA